This is a messenger RNA of Penicillium waksmanii, 1074 nucleotides long. RefSeq names its product SET domain-containing protein. The transcript is spliced from 2 exons. Lineage: Eukaryota; Fungi; Ascomycota; Eurotiomycetes; Eurotiales; Aspergillaceae. Gene Ontology annotation, molecular function: protein binding. Bases 1 to 1074 code for a protein of 357 amino acids. The record is from RefSeq and is a predicted model, not a curated record.
AUGUCCGAGGUCGUAUAUAUCACUGUCGAUUCAUCGACGCCAAUUCGCGUAGAUGCGAUUUCCCAGACGCCCGACUGGAUCCACCCGCAUUUGAUCGAGAGCGUUGACCCGAUCAAAGGCCGCCAAUUUCGAGUGUCGGGCCUUGUUCCGAAAGGCACCCGCCUUCUCGUUGAUCGCCCAUACGCAGUUAUCCCAGUCGUGGAUGAGCCGGAAUCCAACGAUGAUCUCCUUUGCAGCAAUCCCGCUUGUAAUCGUCGCGCUAUCCGCCAACUAGGGCGACUCCCUUGCCCUAAAGCCUGCAUUCCCGACGUUGCAUGGUGUAGCAAUACUUGCCAGAGCACCGACCAAUACCGACACGAAUUUGAAUGUACCUGGCUCAAAAGAUAUGCAGGUCCGAUUAGGACUAAACGAGGUGAAUAUGAUUUCGGCAUGAUGUGGUUGAUUGUUCGCCUUUUAGCCACCCGGCAUGCCGAGAUGCGAAAUUCACCUGCGUCGGUCGGCAACAUCGCCGCGUUGAAAGCCCAACAAUGGAAACAUGGCUGGGCGGCGAUUGACUCAUUAUGUGGAUCAGCUGAUACCUGGGCUCACGACCAGGUCCGAUCGUGGACGUUGCUUGUGAAGAAAUAUCUGAAGCAUAGCCUUGUCCUGCCGCAUGGGUUGGAUACCGAGCGAAUACUUCAUCUUAUCUGCCAAGAAGAAGCAAAUUCUUUUGGCUUGUAUCCUCGUGAAACUGGUGCUCUGCAAUCGCCGAAUCCUCCAGUGGAUCGAGGAGAACAGUUCGCCGCGGCCGUCUAUCCCACGGCAUCAAUAGCCAAUCAUUCCUGCGUGCCGAAUAUAGUUCACAAGCCAGAUGAAAUGGGCCGAAUGGUUUUCGUGGCAUCACACGAUAUUUUUCCUGGAGAAGAAUGCUGCAUCUCAUAUUUUGACCUGACGCGGUUUGCGGACCGAGAUUCUCGCCGUGAGCAUCUUAGAAAAUCUUUCAAAUUCCCAUGUCAAUGUGAAAAGUGUGUAUCCGAGGAACUCACUAAAGAGACAACCACAUUGGAUGAAAUGCCAUCAAUCGAUGAAUUAUGA